This is a messenger RNA of Fusarium musae, 1092 nucleotides long. RefSeq lists its product as uncharacterized. Lineage: Eukaryota; Fungi; Ascomycota; Sordariomycetes; Hypocreales; Nectriaceae. The record is from RefSeq and is a predicted model, not a curated record. The coding region runs from base 1 to 1092 and encodes 363 amino acids. The transcript has 2 exons.
AUGUCUGGUCUCAUCAACAAGGUCAAGGACGCUAUCCACUCCGACAAGGACAAGUCCCACGAGCAGCCUACUGGAACUCACGGCGGCCAUUCGUCCCGUGCUGCCAACGCUGCUGAUCCUCGAUAUGAUUCGGAUAGAGACCAUCGUGCGAACCCUGGCACCACAACCACUGGUGGCCUGGGAUCUUCCACCCACAACGCUGGCACAGCUGAUGGCUUGACUGGAGGCACCUACUCCGAGAACAUGCCUGGCCAUACUACUGCCGGACGCACUGAGAACCUGCCUGGUCAGACCACUGCUGGCGGCAUCGGCUCUCAUUCUUCAGGUCUUCCCGAGGGAACCACGGGGCCCCACGGAAGCCGCCUUGCCAACGCGGCAGACCCUAAGGUGGACAGUGAUCUUGACGGUUCUCGACGUGUUGGUGGCUCCAAUACUUAUGGACAAACUACUACUGGAGCUUCGGGUCUUUCAAGCCACGGUGCUGGUGCUCAUGGUGGCAUUGGAGGCACAUCUGCUGGUUACAGCACUGGUCCUGGAAACACUGUUGGUCCCCAUUCCAGUGAUAUGGCCAACAAACUUGAUCCCAAGGUGGACAGCGAUCUUGAUGGAUCCCGAAGACUUGGUGGUUCUAACACCCACGGUAGCCAGGGCGGUCUCGGCGGCGGCUCUGGCACUUACAGCCAGACUACUACUGGCACUUCAGGCUUCUCCAGCCAUGGUGCUGGUGCACACGGCCCCACUGGCACCCACACCUCCGGCUUGGGCGGAACUGGCUCCACCGGUACAUACGGUUCUACCGGCACCGGACCCGGCCCUGCUCCUAACACCGCUGGCCCCCAUUCUAGUGAUUUGGCCAACAAACUUGAUCCAAAGGUGGAUAGCGACCUUGACGGUAGCAAAACUCUUGGCAAAGACAAGACUUUCCAGCAGUCAAACAGCAACUAUGGUCAAAAAGAUCCCACCGAUGCUGCCCAGGUUCCUCCUUCUGUUUUACAGAAACACGUUCCUUCUGAGAUCGCUCACGAUGAUCCUCAUAGUGACCACAGUCGACGACACAGCAGCACCCACCAGGAGACUCACCGGGGUCUGUAA